UCUAUUAUUACACCAUAAGUUUGUAAAUAUAAAUAAGUUAUAAGAUGAGAAUUGCUUCUUUGUGGUACUUGGCUGUGAAUUAUUGAAGAUUGUAAAGAAGAUGUUAAAGCAUUUUCUCCUUGUAUUGGUUAGCUGCUAUGCUGUUGCAAUUUUGGUUCAUGCCCAAGAUCAAACAGGUUUAUUUUUAUCUAAAUUCUUUGAAUAACAAAUUCAAUUCUCUUUCGCUAACCAAGGAACUUAUUAAGGCCUUCCUUUUGUUUCUCGCAGGUUUCAUUAGCUUAGACUGUGGGCUACCAGAUAAUACAACCUAUAUUGAAUCCACAACAGGCAUCAACUAUAUUUCAGAUGCAGCUUAUAUACAAACAGGCAUAGGUAAGAGUAUCUUACCUGAAUUCCAAACAGGACUGCCGCGGCAGACAUGGCAUCUUAGAAGCUUUCCUAAAGGGGACCGAAAUUGUUACAACCUUAGCCUCAGAAAGGGAGAUGAAUACUUAAUCAGAGCGACUUUCGUUUACGGAAACUAUGAUGAAAUGAACAAACCACCCAAAUUUGAUUUCCACCUUGGGCCUAAUUUGUGGACUUCUGUAACAAUACAAAAUGCAUCUGUUGUUAUAAGCAUGGAAAUUAUUCAUGUCAUCCAAUCAAAUCGUUUGUUUGUUUGUCUAGUGAAUACUGGAAAUGGGAUACCAUUCGUAUCAGCACUAGAAUUAAGGCUCUUGAAUAAUGCUACCUACAGAACUCAAAUAGGAUCCCUGCAACUUUUCACAAGGCUUGAUGUUUGUUCAACAACUGGUUCAACAUUCAGGUUCAAAGAAGACAUUUAUGAUCGUGAGUGGUGGCCUUAUAAUAGAAAUGAUUGGACACCAGUUACUACCUCUUAUACUGUUACAGCAGGUAGUAAUUUGUACCAGCCACCAUCUCUUGCCAUGAGGACUGCUUGCAUACCUGUAAAUUCCAGUCAGUCCUUGGUUUUCUCCAUUGACCCCAGUUCCGUUCCCAAUGCGGAGUUUUACUUAUACAUGCACUUUGCUGAAGUUCAACAGCUCCAAGCCAACGAAUCCAGGAAGUUCAACAUCUCUUAUAACGGCCAGUUUUGGUUCGGGCCAGUUAUUCCUUUUUACUUGGCCUCAACCACCGUUUUCACCCGAUCAGCCUUGACUGGUGGAGACUACCAAUUUUCAAUCUACAGAACUGCAGAUUCAACCCUUCCACCCAUCCUCAACGCAAUUGAGAUUUAUACCGUAAAAUCAUUCGUACAAUAUGAGACAAUCGAGACAGAAAUUAUGUAUGACAUAAUAGUUGAUGCAAUCUCAAAUAUAAAAUCAAUAUAUGGAUUGCAAAGAAAUUGGCAAGGAGAUCCAUGUGUUCCUGAAGCAUACUCAUGGGAUGGUCUUAAUUGCAGCUACAACGGUUACAAUCCACCUAGAAUCAUAUCCUUGAACUUAUCCUCAAGCGGCUUGAAUGGAGAGAUACCGCCUUACAUAAUCAGUCUCACUCAGUUACAAUAUCUGGACUUAUCAAACAAUAGUUUGACUGGACCAGUGCCUGAGUUUCUAUCCCAACUGCAAAGCUUGACAGUUCUGAACUUAGAUGGAAACAUGCUUAAUGGUACAAUUCCAUCUGCACUUAUUGAAAGGUCGAAAAAUGGCUUGCAAUUAAGUAUUGACGGAAAUCCCAACCUUUGUGUGUCACUCCCGUGCAAGAAGAAUAAGAAGAAAAACGUUGUUGUUCCAAUUGCAGCAUCAGUUGCUUCAUUUUCUGUACUAAUAAUUGUAUUGGCUACCAUAUGGAGGCUUCUUAAAAGGAGACAACCACCACUAGGUAUGACCUCCAUUACAAAACUAUUCUCAACAGAUUUAUGCUUAUUGAACCUAUUAUCAGAUGGGAAUACGGAUGAUGAAUCCAACACAUUAUUCCAGUCAUUGGAGUUAAAGAAUAGGCGGUUCAAGUUCUCUGAGGUACAGACGAUGACAAACGACUUUAAGAGAGUUCUUGGUACUGGAGGAUUUGGAAAUGUUUUCUACGGCAACAUAGAUGACACUGAAGUAGCCGUAAAGAUGCUAUCUCUAUCAUCAAGUCAAGGGUACAAGCAGUUUGAAGCUGAGGUCAAAACUCUUUUUAGAGUUCAUCAUGCAAAUUUGACAAGCCUUAUUGGGUAUUGCAAUGAAGGUGCCAAUCUGGGGCUAAUUUACGAGUACAUGGCCAAAGGAAAUUUAGCAGAGUUUCUAUCAGGUAUAAGUACACGUAUACUGAAAUGGGAAGAAAGAGUACGAAUAGCACUGGAAGCAGGGCAAGGACUUGAGUAUUUACACGAAGGUUGCAGACCACCAAUAAUCCACAGAGAUGUGAAAUCUUCAAACAUCUUAUUAAACGAAGACUUCCAAGCCAAACUAGCAGAUUUCGGGCUGUCAAAGACAUUUCCAAUCGAAGGUGGAAGUCAUAUAUCAGCAUCGGUUGCUGGUACUACUGGCUACCUUGAUCCCGAGUAUCGCACAUCAUUCAUUUUAACCAAAAAAAGUGAUGUUUAUAGCUUUGGGGUUGUUCUUUUGGAGAUCAUAACAGGUAAACCAGCUGUGAUUAAUGCACAAACCAACAAUGUGAGAACUCACAUAAGUAAAUGGGUUAGCUCCAUUCUGUCUAGAGGUGAUAUCAGAAGUAUUGUUGAUCAAAGAUUAGAUGGAGAUUUUGAUGUUAAUUCUGCGUGGAAAGCCGUAGAAGUAGCAAUGCUUUGUGUGUCUCACAAUUCAACAAGAAGGCCAACCAUGAACGAGGUGGUGCUGGAACUAAGCCAAUGUUUGUCUGCGGAAAGAGCCAGGACAACGGGAGAGCACGGAAAUAAAUCAAAAAACCCAGUUGACAUGAUGACCAUGAGUUUAAGCACUGAAAUUGGUCCUGUACCGAGGUAAUCAUUCAAAGUCAUGGGAAUAGACGUAAUGAUCAUGAAUCUAGAUUCUUGAAUAAGAUCGAUUAAUUCCUAGAAAGGUAGCUUAAAUUUUAUCAGUCAGAGUCGACUGAGAGUAUUAUUGUACGAGAAAGGUAUUGUAUAAAAUUCGAUAUAUAUUUUGUGUAUGAUUUUAAAGACUUAAUGUUCUGGAUAACAAUUGCAAUUCUCUUUUCAUAUAUGACAAAGGAUUCAGGCGUAUUAAUGUUGGGAUUCAAGGAGUGCUGUAUGUGACAUUUUAAGCUUAUUUUUGUGAUACCACAAACAAAAGGCAGAUUAAAGCUGUUUAUCUUCCUUUUGGACGGCUUUCUAUGGGUUGCUUUUCUUUUUCGAUUCUGGGCAUACUUUUCUGAGGAAUUGGCUUCCAUAUCAUUCUUUCCUUAUCUUUUCAACAAGCCAUCUUUCCCAAUUCCUAUUUGGAUUAAGGGGAUACCUUCCGCUUCUUGCUUACUAGUUAUUUGGAUUUUUUUUGUAGCUGGUUAAAUUGGAUGAUUUAUCGGAAAACUUUGUUUGAGGGUGUAAAAUGCAAAGCGUGUCAUAGAAUGCCAGAGGUACCUAUAGUAGUAUGAAAGUUCAAUUUGUGAGGUGGCUGUUAAAGGUAUAUACAUUAACUGGUUUUCUUGCAGGAUACUAGAUUGAUGGCUUGUGAUUUCAGAUAAUUGAGAAGUUUUGGUCCUAUGGUAAUUUUGAUUAGCGUUCUGACAUUAUGGAUUAAUGUUUUUUGAAUACAAUUCUAUGAGGUGAUUAAGGAAAGAUGUAUUGCAAUCUUGGAUUGAUGGUUGGAUCUUGAUUUUAGGUAUUGCCUUGUGAAUAUGAAUGUUUCGAGUGGACAGGAUGAAAAGAAACUGUUAUGGGAA
This is a messenger RNA of Durio zibethinus, 3798 nucleotides long. The record is from RefSeq and is a predicted model, not a curated record. Lineage: Eukaryota; Viridiplantae; Streptophyta; Magnoliopsida; Malvales; Malvaceae.